UGAUUUUUAAAUAUUAAUUACUAAUAAACCUUAUGACGCAUAAUAUCUUAAUAUCUUAAUGUGCUUUAUCAAAUCUUUUUGAAAUUAAUUGUUGUACUAUAAUCAAAUCAAGAAGUGAUAAAAAGUUCAUUUAAUAAUUUCAUGUUUUCUGUUAACAAACAUUAAUGCAUGCUUUUUAAAAAGUGACUUUGUCUAACAGCUAAUAAACAUUUCUGUUUAUAAACAUAUAAUCAUACGUGUACUCACAUAUAUGUCUGCCCACAUAUAUUGACCUUCACACACUCUCAUUUACUUAUACUACUUGUUAACUACAAAACUAAAUAAUUGUGUAAAGAAAGAAGAAAACAAGAAAAAAAGAAAGAAAAAUCCUUUAUAACUACCAGUUAGCUGAGAAAAAGGGUUUUACUGAAUUUCAUUUCACAAUGCGCUGGUUCUCCAACUUACAGCUAUUAGUGGUGGAGUGUGGUGGUUUAUAGAUCUCAUAAAGAAAAUGUCUGAACUUCAGCCAUUAUUGCAAUCAGAUCGGCCAGAGGCAUCUGAAAUUCGCCCAGAAUUGAGAGCUGAACAAGAGGAGAAUACUUCGGAGAGUAUUUUGGAUAUUAAAAAUGACGAAGGAACAGAUAAUGAUGCAGCAGUACAAAGUUCACAACAACCGGAAUACAAUCCCUCUAUGCAUCGGACAUUGGAUCAUCCAACAUCUAAUGUGGAUACUAUGAUACAUUUACUAAAAGGGAACAUUGGUACUGGUAUUUUGGCUAUGCCAGAUGCAUUUAGAAAUGCGGGUCUAUAUGUCGGAUUAUUUGGAACAUUAAUCUUAGGUGCUAUUUGCACGCAUUGCAUGCAUAUGUUGGUGCGGUGCUCUCAUGAACUUUGCCAAAGACUACAACAACCAGCGCUUAAUUUUCCAGAAGUAGGUUAUUGGUCAUUUGAGACAGGGCCAGCUGCUUUGAGGCGUUAUUCCAUAAUUGCGAGGCGAAUGAUAACAACUUUUCUAUUUAUUACACAAAUGGGCUUUUGCUGCGUUUAUUUCUUGUUCGUGGCAUUGAAUGUUAAAGAAGUUAUAGAUCAUUACUUUGCAAAAUUGGAUGUUCGCCUAUAUUUAUUCAUUUUAUUGGGCCCCAUGAUAUUGAUCAAUUUGUUAAGAAAUCUGAAAUAUUUGGCUCCCGUCUCUUUCUUUGCCGCGAUACUUACGGUGACCGGUCUCUCAAUAUCUUUCUUUUAUAUGCUACAAAAUUUACCGCGCACCGACACUGUUAAACCGGUAGGAUCGUGGGCAACUUUACCUUUGUACUUCGGCACAGCAAUUUACGCAUUUGAAGGCAUUGGCGUUGUACUGCCCUUGGAAAACAAUAUGAAAUCACCUCAGGACUUUGGCGGUAUAACUGGAGUACUCAAUACCGGAAUGGUUAUUGUCGCUUGCUUAUAUACCUCAGUUGGAUUUUUCGGCUACUUAAAGUACGGCGAGAACGUUAAGGGAAGCAUAACACUAAAUUUACCGCAGGAUCAUAUUCUCUCUCAACUUGUUCGUAUUGCUAUGGCGAUUGCGAUAUUUUUAUCUUAUCCAUUGCAAUUCUAUGUGCCCAUGAAUAUUGUAGAACCAGUUGUAGUUAAUCACUUUGAAACAAACCGAGCCCAGUAUUUGGCUAACACAGCUUUACGUAUUGUUUUGAUUACAUUCACAUUUAUUUUAGCUGCAUGUAUACCAAAUUUAGGACCAAUUAUUUCACUUGUUGGUGCUAUUAGUAGUUCUGCUUUGGCUCUUAUCGCUCCUCCUAUUAUUGAAAUUAUUACUUUCUGGGCUGCGGGAUAUGGGCGUUAUAAUUGGAUUUUAUGGAAAGAUUUUGCAAUAUUAAUGUUUGGCAUUAGCGGAUUCGUAUUUGGCACAUAUGCAAGUACCGCACAAAUUUUAUAUCCUAGUAUUAAUUAAAUGUAAAAGGCAAACUAUAUAUUACAUCUCAUCCUACCUACCUACCGAAUUCGUAUAAGCUGUAAAGUUAAAUCGUUACAAAUGCGAUAAGCAAAAUUUUACAUAAUCCCAAAGUGAAAAGAUGGUAAGACUUUAAUGGUUAAGAACUCAAAAGAAUUAAUUUUCAUGUUAGAUCUAAAGGAAGGAAGGUCACAAUAACCACUAAAAAUCUAUAAAUUGACUUAGAACAAUAAUGAUACAAACAAGCUGGUGCAAAACAACCAGAGUUAUAUAUAU
Messenger RNA from Glossina fuscipes, 2203 nucleotides. Its product is annotated as proton-coupled amino acid transporter 4. The record is from RefSeq and is a predicted model, not a curated record. NCBI's taxonomy places the organism in Eukaryota, Metazoa, Arthropoda, Insecta, Diptera, Glossinidae. The coding region runs from base 491 to 1927 and encodes 478 amino acids. Gene Ontology annotation, cellular component: vacuolar membrane. The transcript has 7 exons. Gene Ontology annotation, biological process: amino acid transmembrane transport. Gene Ontology annotation, molecular function: amino acid transmembrane transporter activity.